This is a messenger RNA of Metarhizium acridum CQMa 102, 480 nucleotides long. RefSeq lists its product as uncharacterized. Lineage: Eukaryota; Fungi; Ascomycota; Sordariomycetes; Hypocreales; Clavicipitaceae. The record is from RefSeq and is a predicted model, not a curated record.
AUGCACAGCACCUUCUUCAACCGAGGCAACGUCGAGGGUCCCGAGUUCAAAUACUACAAGGAAAUAGCCGCGCAGGAGUUCCAGAUCUCGGUUGAGGGAGACGUCCCGGGGCUCCGGCAGCGCCCGCAGCGCGUCCGUGGAACCGUCCACGAUGAGGACACCUGGGCGCUGGACGGCGUGUCGGGCCACGCCGGGCUCUUCUCCACGGCCGGUGACACGGCGCGGUUCUGCCAGAUGAUUUUGAACAACGGCACCUACGCCGGGCACAGGAUCCUGUCCGAGGCGUCGGUCGACCUGACCUUGACCGACUUCCUGGCGGAUCUGGGCGAGGAUCACGGCGUCGGGUUCGAGCUGAACCAGUUCUACACGGCGGGGCCCAAGGCCAACAUGCUGGCGGCGAGCCACACGGGCUUCACGGGCACGUCAAUGGUGAGCAACCGCGUGCAUUGUCGAGGAAAUGGAGCAGCAAUAACAAUGUGA